This is a messenger RNA of Capsaspora owczarzaki ATCC 30864, 770 nucleotides long. RefSeq lists its product as hypothetical. The transcript has 7 exons. NCBI's taxonomy places the organism in Eukaryota, Filasterea, Ministeriida, Capsasporidae. The coding region runs from base 33 to 626 and encodes 197 amino acids. Gene Ontology annotation, biological process: autophagosome assembly; autophagy. Gene Ontology annotation, cellular component: phagophore assembly site. The record is from RefSeq and is a predicted model, not a curated record.
CGCUUUUGAUCAAGUUUGCUUGAGCUUUUUGGAUGAAUUUCGAAGUGCAUUCGCUCGCCAUCACCACAGAUCCGUCACAGACGCGCGAGGCUGUCUCGGCUCUCUUGCAUACCAUCCUGUUUCAUCGCGAGUUUGGCCGCGCGCGUCCGGUCGACGUCGAGUGCGAAUCCCUCGAUUUGACCUACGUGCGCGUGGAUUCCGAGGAGGUGGCAGCCACCGUCAACGAGAAAGUGGCGCAGUUUGCCAAAAUGUUUGAAACAAGUGGCUCGUCGCGAUCUCAGCUGUCGCUCUCCUUUUACGAGAUACAACGGAAAAAGACUCUGUUCAAUUUCAAAGACGAACCUGUAAACUGGGAGCAAUGGAAUGUGAUUGUCACGCAGCGACCGUUUCUAAGCGAAGCCGAACGGGCUUCGUACUCGUCAGCAUUGACAAGCGAAAUUCACCGCCACGUCUCGACCAUCAUUUUCAUUUGCAAUUCCAAGCAAGACCACAUCCCCGUUGUCAAGAACGACACAUCCGUCCCAUUUCCGUUCGAGAUCAUCCUGCCAACGGUCCAAGAAUCGUGGGGCUUCGAUAUGAUCAAGCGAGUCGUCUUGGACUCCAAACCAGGCCCAUUAUGGACGUGAUGGAGUUCAGACAAGUUUGUUUUUCUUGUACAGUUUUUUUUGGGUGCUUCUGCCCCCCAAGUUAAAAUCGUAGCAUUUCAUUUCAUUUUCUUAACAAAGCCAUAAAAACACAAAGUAAAUCACCAGAUAAUAACAACAUCAUCA